This is a messenger RNA of Rotaria sp. Silwood2, 1059 nucleotides long. NCBI's taxonomy places the organism in Eukaryota, Metazoa, Rotifera, Eurotatoria, Philodinida, Philodinidae. The record is from the annotation of a GenBank genome assembly.
AUGAGUGAAUCAAAAUUAAAAACAAUAAAUGAUGUACCAGUGGAUUAUGAUGUGAUUUCUCCUAGGUUUUCUAUUCACAAUAUUGAAGAACUUCAACAAGGUAUUGAAAAUCUCAAUGAACAUGGUUAUGCUAUAUUUAGUAAUAUACUUACUAAUGAUGAAAUUAAUCAUAGUGUGAAUUUGUUAUGGAAAUAUUUAGAAGGUUUACAACAUCCAUAUCAUAUUCAACGUAAUAAUCCAGAGACAUGGAAUGAACCGUGGCCAGGCACGCCUCAUCUUGGUCUGUUAAAUGAUGAAGGUAUGGGCCAAUCUGAAUUCAUGUGGUUUAUUCGAGGAAAUCCUAAUAUAAAAAAAGUUUUUUCUCAUAUUUGGAAUUCUAAUGAAUUAUUUGUUUCUUUUGAUGGAGCUAGCUGUUUUCGUAAUUGGCAUCUAAAUACAAAAUGGAGAACAACAAGUUCUUGGUAUCAUUGUUAUCAAAAUCCAUUUAAGAAACCUGACCGAUGUUCAAUACAAGGUCUUGUUUCAUUAACUGAUAGUGAUGAGUCUACUGGUGGUUUUCUUAUUGUACCUGAUUCACAUAAAUAUUUUAGUGAAUUAAAAAGCAAAACUAAUGCAAGUCUGUGGGAUGCUUAUGUAAGAGUUCCUGAGCAAUACCCAUUAUUUGAAAAAUUACAUCCUCGUUUAGUUAAAUGUAAAGCAGGUGAUCUUAUUGUUUGGGAUUCUCGUUGUAUUCAUUGUAAUACACCAGCUAUUGUUAACAGUGAAAAAAAUAAUCAAUCAGAAUUAUUACGUAUUGCCGCUUGUAUAUGUAUGAGUCCAUUAUCCAUGUUUGUACCGGAUAUGGGCAAGUAUAAAAAUUUAGAAGAAUUUCGUCAAUUGAGAGAAGAAUUGGUUCGUAAUAAAAUUACAUGUGCACAUUGGCCAUUAGAACUUGUUGUCGAGCAUCAAGAAUUAUCACAUGCAGGAAAAACUUCACUAAAACUGAAUGGAUUUCAACAUUCUCUUAUCAUAGGUACACAUGUUGAACCUGAAAAUGGAACAGCAGAGAGUAACUUUUAA